ACAUAGCUCCAGCUCAGCCUCCCUUACUCUUUCGAAAUCUUAUCCUUUUUUCUCCACCACCGAUCUCUUCCCACCAAAAUCUGCAAACGAUUUUCAUUUUUGAUCUUCCUAAAACCCAUUUCUCCUCUCCUUCACGGCGAAAGCCACCGCAUCUGACCAAAUUGAGACUAGAAAAUGUCACUCGCAGUCCACACAAAUCUUUCGAAACCCUUCAAUCCACCAACAUCGAAGUCGAUCACGAGGUCAACAAGGUCUUCAACUAUAGUGGCCUCUUCUUCCAGUCCCUCUGGCAAUGGAUCUUCAGAGCCGUCGUCAUCGUCGCUGAAAGCGUUCUCCGCCGCCCUCGCGCUCUCAUCCGUCAUCAUGUCGGCGCCUGUGCUUCCGGCCACCGCAGACAUCUCAGGGCUGACACCGUGCAAUGAGUCGAAGCAGUUCGCCAAGCGGGAGAAGCAGCAAGUGAAGAAGCUGGAGACGGCUCUGAAGAAAUACGAUCCCGAAAGCGCCCCUGCUCUCGCCCUCAAGGCCACCAUUGAGAGAACUCACCGCAGAUUUGAUAGCUAUGGGAAGCAAGGGUUAUUGUGUGGAUCAGACGGUCUGCCACACUUGAUAGUGAACGGGGACCAGAGACAUUGGGGAGAGUUCAUCACCCCAGGGCUACUUUUCCUCUACAUUGCUGGAUGGAUCGGGUGGGCUGGCAGGAGCUACCUGAUCGCUGUAAGAGAUGAAAAGAAGCCAACCCAGAAGGAGAUCAUCAUCGAUGUUCCUUUGGCCAACCGACUCAUCUGGAAAGCCUUCAGUUGGCCCGUCUCUGCUUACAGAGAGUACAGGAAUGGGGAGCUAGUUGAUCCUAACUUCUAGUAAAUCCCUUCAUCAGGUACCUGGAACUUGGAGUGAAUGGAUAAGCAAGUGAGUUAGAUGAUGAGGGUCAUGGUGCAGCUUGGAUUUGAGUUUCUAAGAACUUGGGUACAUUAAUAUAUAUGUUUGUAUAUCUUUUGCCAUACAAGUCUGUAUGCCUUUGAUGUUGAGCACGAAUGGAGCACUUUAUUUUACGUCGAUAUUGUUUCUGACUCUACUAGAAUUUCACCCGUGCGAUUCACGGAACAAAAAAAUCAAGUCAUUAUUCACUUUUAGAAGACAGUGAGGGAAACUAAAUUGGAUGAGUGAUGGGUACCACUAAAACAAUACAAAUCUGUACCAAAAGAAAAACGGAAUACAUUACAAAUAAUAAAAUGUGGAGGGGGUGCUAAAUACUACGGAGUAAAACUGUAUUUUUUAUCAAUGUUGUGUUCAAGCUAAUCACAUAAAAAUGAAUUCAUAGACUCAUAAAUCUGCAGUUCUGCACAUUAACCCAAUUCACUGUCUGCAUUUUCGAAAUGAUAGUCUUUGCAACUUCACUUCAUGAAACUCAAAAUCGAGGCUGUGUGACUCUACCCAUACUCCAUGAAUUAGACAUAUUUCAAACUCAUAAGGUACUUCAUCA
Molecule: messenger RNA, 1480 nt
Organism: Cuscuta europaea
Lineage: Eukaryota; Viridiplantae; Streptophyta; Magnoliopsida; Solanales; Convolvulaceae
Source: the annotation of a GenBank genome assembly